Entelurus aequoreus (snake pipefish) is the source of this 2208-nucleotide messenger RNA. RefSeq names its product sphingosine kinase 1. The record is from RefSeq and is a predicted model, not a curated record. NCBI's taxonomy places the organism in Eukaryota, Metazoa, Chordata, Actinopteri, Syngnathiformes, Syngnathidae. The coding region runs from base 250 to 1854 and encodes 534 amino acids. Gene Ontology annotation, cellular component: cytoplasm; intracellular membrane-bounded organelle; membrane. The transcript has 7 exons. Gene Ontology annotation, biological process: negative regulation of apoptotic process; cellular response to growth factor stimulus; sphingosine biosynthetic process.
CUUUCUCCGACUUUCUAGGACGUGUUUUAUGCCACUUAUUUUUCUGUCUCAUUCUGUCCACCAAACUUUUAACGUUGUGCGUGAAGGCACAAAGUCCCACUUGUAGCCUCCAGAGGGAGACAACGACCCAGACAAGGCAUAGCGUGUCCCCGUGCUCAGCGUCCCGCAGCAGCUUCGACUUGCACUCCCUCGGACUUGGGAGUCGGUGUUCGAGUACCACGCUGCCAGCCUCGCUCCGGCCGGGCCGGGAUGGAGAAAGACGAGCCUCCCCGCCCGCGGAACGGCUUGGUGGGCAUGCUCUACGGGGAGUUUACGGACACGCUCGACGACAAGGUCCGGUACUCGGUGAGCCUGACGGAGGGCGCCCUGACCGUCCAGAGGAUCUCGUCGUCCCCCGGCAGGACGAAGGUGGUCUUUAACCUGGCGGACUGCGUCGGUUGCCGGGCGCAGCGAGCGCAGGACAGCGCGGACGCGGGCGCCUACUUCCGCGCCUAUUUCUACCCGUUCAAGCGGCGCUGGAUGAGCGCCGGCGUGGCCCGGCAGCGGUUGGAGCAGUGCUUCAGGGUGGCGCUGGUCCAGGACGCCGCGGCCAACCUGCGAGAGGCGGAGAGGUGGGCGCGCGCCAUCCGGGACGCCGCGGUGCUCCAGGCGCCUCGGAGAGAUGGUGUCACGCUUUGGGAGGUGCGACGGCCUUGCAGAGUCAUGAUCCUGGUAAACCCUCACAGUGGGCGUGGCCAGGCUCUGCAGCUCUUCACUGGGCACGUGCAGGGCAUGCUCAAUGAAGCCGAUGUCCCCUACUCCCUUGUCAUCACAGAGCACCAGAACCACGCACGAGAGCUGGUGAAGAAGGCCGACCUGUCACAGUGGGACGCCCUGGUUAUCAUGUCGGGAGACGGGCUGCUCUUUGAGGUGGUUAACGGUCUGAUGGAGCGCGAUGACUGGCAAGAGGCCAUCCAGACCCCUCUGGGGAUUCUGCCGGGUGGCUCUGGCAACGCCCUGGCUGCCUCCGUCCAUCACUACUCUCAGUCACCUCCCGCGUGGAACGAGGAGCUGCUCCUGAGCUGCAGCUUCCUGCUGUGCAAAGGUCAGGUGGGCUCCUUGGACUUGGUGUCGGUCCAGCUGGCCUCCAAGCAGCGCCUCUUCUCCUUCCUGUCGCUGGCCUGGGGCUUUGUGGCCGACGUGGACAUCGAGAGUGAGAAGUACCGGCACGUGGGCGCCGUCCGCUUCCUGAUGGGCACCCUGGUGCGCCUGGCCACGCUGCGCGUCUACCGGGGCAGGUUGGCGUACUUGCCCGUGACGGAGAGGCCGGACCUUCCCUCCAGACCGAAGCCUUACUCGCCGUGCUCCUCCCUCCCCUGCCGGCCGGACCCCGACUACGCCCCCAACAGAGCCAACCGAAACUGUGUCAGCAACUCCUCCGCCAAGAGACCCGAAAGCGACGGCAAAACCAGAGCACCGGCAGAUUCUUUACUCCCAGGACUGGACCAGCCGCUCCCAGACAGCUGGACCGUGGUCGAGGAGGAGGACUUUGUCUUGGUGCUGGCCAUCUACCAGUCUCACCUGGCCGAGGACCUGUGGGCAGUCCCCGGCGCCCUGGCGGACGACGGAGUCAUCCACCUGUUCUACGUGACCGCCGGGAUCUCCCGGCCGGCCCUCCUGCGCCUCUUCCUGGCCAUGGAGAAGGGCGCCCACCUGGCCUGCGGCUGCCCCCACCUCGUCUACCAGAAGGUGCGGGCACUGCGGCUGGAGCCCCUCUCCCGGGAGGGCGUGAUCGCGGUGGACGGCGAGACGGUGCACUAUGGGCCGGUCCAGGCUCAGAUCCACCCCGGUCUGGCAAGACUCAUCUCUGGAUGACGGAUUAUGUUAAUCAGCUUUCAGUGUCGGUUGGAGCACAAUGAGACGCACUCUUGUCUUUGUCACGAGACGUGAUCCAUAAUGGAGGAGAUGUGUUGCAGACCACGCGUGGAAAGGAGGUCGAGCUCCCGAUGCAUCGUGGGCGUGUCGCCCGACGCGUGCUGCAGUCAAAUCCUUUGGGAGCGUGCAGUCGACUACUUGCAUCAGCAAGAUGUCUAAAAUAAGUCGAUAAUGGAUGUAAAAGUCAUUGUUUUGUCAUCAAGCCUGCUGAAUUUUGAACACCGUAGAGCAGGAAAUAUGUAUGUUCAAUACAAUGCAGUGUUUUUAUUCAAAUAAAAAAUAAACAUCUGGGAA